AUGGCGGUGGCGAUCGCCGCCACGGCGCGCCGCCUCCUCGCUCCCGCCCGGGGACGGGCUCUGUGGUCGGCCUCGUGGAGCGCUGACCCAGAGGCCUCCACCACACCGUCCCCGUCGACGUCCCUGGACAAGAAGAAGAAGCCGCCGCCGUCGUCAUCGUCCCAGGACCGCCUCGGCGAUGUGAGGGACGCCGUCAACGAACGGAAGCUCCCUCCCGAACUCCGCGGGCGACCCAACGCAAUCAGAUCUGAGACUGACAUUGUAAAUGUCGUGGAACAAAGAAUAUGGCACUCGAUGGAGGAAGGGCAUUUCGAAAACCUACCUGGGAAGGGAAAACCCCUGAACCUCAAUACGAACCCUCACGCAGAUCCGGCAGAAGACACCCUAUACAGGAUACUUUCGCAGAACGGUUGUGCUCCUGAAUGGGUUGAGCUGAACAAGGAAAUCCGUGGAAUGAUUGCAAAUUGGAGGUCAGCUUUCACGAAGGCUUGUGCAAACCGCUCCGAAAACUAUGGUUCAACCUGGUCUGAUGAUUCCCGUAUUCUCCAGGAGCGAAUUCGACAAAUAAAUGACAAGGUUUUCCGUUACAAUCUGAUAGUGCCCUUUGGCCGCCAAAUGUCCGGUCUAAACUGGGACAGGGAAUUGGGCAAACUGAAUUUGAAGUAAGAAAAGAGCAUUAUGCUGCCUAUACCAGAAACUUUUCGGAGGCUUUGUCCUGUAUGUUGUUGUAUUCACACUGCUACCCUAGUCCACAUGUGUACCUUAGAUCAAGAUAGUACAGCUAUAUAUACCCUUAGAUUUGAUCCAAUAUAUUCUUGGAUGUAGUUUCCAGGUGUUAGGGUGCCUCUAGCUCAUAAAGUAACUUGCAGAACCAAAGCCUGCUUUCUGCAGUAGAGACUAUACCGACAAUAAUGCAAUUAGUAUAGUAAUUUAGAGUGAGUUUGUUUUCAUUCCAGUUUUAGGAUAUGUGCCACAGCCAUUUUUUGACAAAAAUCAACGAAGCACGUAUUGUAUGCUGGACAAUAACUAUGUGAGAUACAAAAAGAGUAUAGCAGUAAUAGUAAGCAGCAGGUCAGGUGAGGUCAGGUCAAGUCAUGACUGUAGUACUGUAGAGUCGCCUGUCUGCAAUAAAUUUUGAUUUUGAUUGUACUCUGUCACCGAAAAUACAGCUGCACCAGUACUCUAUAUGUUACAAAGUCAAA
Molecule: messenger RNA, 1202 nt
Organism: Lolium rigidum
Lineage: Eukaryota; Viridiplantae; Streptophyta; Magnoliopsida; Poales; Poaceae
Product: dnaJ homolog subfamily C member 28-like
Exons: 3
Coding region: 1-666 (221 amino acids)
Source: RefSeq, a predicted model, not a curated record